CGAAGCCCGCCACAAGAACCAGAGAGCAUGGAGGGGUCGAGAUCGCGGAGCAGAGGCGGCGCCUGGUUCAGAGCAGAGAUCGAGAUAGACCGAGGCGUCGCCAUUCCCAGGGGCCCGGAGGCGGGGUUCGCCGCCGGCGUGCGAGAGCCGCUGGUGAAGCUGCAGCGCCCCAGGUUGGAGUGCGAGCGGUGGGAUUGGGAUUACUUCGCGUGGCCGCACGACCGUCCCGACGCCAAUCUGGAGAUGAGGGACAGUGAUCCAGAGGCGACAUUCGAGGCCGACCGGAAGGCGAACGACGACUUCCUGCACCGGAGCAUGCUGGAGCUGGACAAGCAUGAGAGUGAUCAGCGCAAGACGGAGCAGCAGGACAUGGAGCCGGAGGACGUAGAGAGGUUCGUGGCGUCCCUGCUUAACGUCGACGACGAGCCCACCGGAUGCUGUGGAUGUGGAGAACGGGCAAGGCAAUGCAUGAUCUGACUUCAUCUGGAGGCUGGAGCCAUGAAGUGUAGUGUAGGGUAGAAGAAACAGUAUACAACUAUCCUGAGGUUUUCUUCAGUUCAGAGCUGUGGGAGUAGCAAUUUUCGGUUCAGAACUGCUCGGGAACAGCUGCUCUUGUGUGCAGACACAUUCAUCUUCUAACUAUAGAUAGGAUGGUGAAUAACUUCACACUAGUACAUAACCAUUUUGUCACAUAGCUGUUCAGAAAUGCUCUUCUGAAUACUAACUGUACAGAUUUGUUCCAUACCUUGCAUCUUCUGAAUAUGGUAUGGGUCAAUAGUUUCAUACUGGUACCUAGACAUUCCAUUCCAUAGUUGUUUUGAAAAUAUUGUUUUGUUCGGAAC
Oryza brachyantha (malo sina) is the source of this 842-nucleotide messenger RNA. RefSeq lists its product as uncharacterized. The transcript has 3 exons. The record is from RefSeq and is a predicted model, not a curated record. Bases 28 to 477 code for a protein of 149 amino acids. Lineage: Eukaryota; Viridiplantae; Streptophyta; Magnoliopsida; Poales; Poaceae.